AGGCGAUGGGGGCGGCGGCGGCCGGCGAUGAGCGGCGGCGCGCGUGAGGAGCCGGCGGGCGAGGCUGGGGGCCCGGAGCGCGAGCCGCAGGGCGGAGGGCGGGGCGCGAGCGCAGCGGGCGGCGGCGAGGCGGCGGCCGAGAAGAUGGCGGACGGCGACAGCGGCAGCGAGCGCGGUGGCGGCGGCGGCGGGCCCGGCAGCUUCCAGCCCGCGCCCCGCGGCGGCGGAGGGCCUGGCGGCGAGCAGGAGACGCAGGAGCUGGCCUCGAAGCGGCUGGACAUCCAGAACAAGCGCUUCUACCUGGACGUGAAGCAGAACGCCAAGGGCCGCUUCCUCAAGAUCGCCGAGGUGGGCGCGGGCGGCUCCAAGAGCCGCCUCACGCUCUCGAUGGCGGUGGCCGCCGAGUUCCGCGACUCGCUGGGCGACUUCAUCGAGCACUACGCGCAGCUGGGUCCCAGCAGCCCGGAGCAGCUGGCGGCGGGCGCCGAGGAGGGCGGCGGGCCGCGCCGCGCGCUCAAGAGCGAGUUCCUGGUGCGCGAGAACCGCAAGUACUACCUGGACCUCAAGGAGAACCAGCGCGGCCGCUUCCUGCGCAUCCGUCAGACGGUAAACCGCGGCGGUGGAGGCUUCGGCGGGGGACCCGGGCCCGGCGGCCUGCAGAGCGGCCAGACCAUCGCGCUGCCCGCGCAGGGCCUCAUCGAGUUCCGCGACGCGCUCGCCAAGCUCAUCGACGACUACGGGGGCGAGGAUGACGAGCUGGCCGGCGGCCCGGGAGGCGGCGCCGGCGGCCCUGGGGGCGGCCUGUACGGAGAGCUCCCGGAGGGCACCUCCAUCACGGUGGACUCCAAGCGCUUCUUCUUCGACGUCGGCUGCAACAAGUACGGGGUGUUCCUGCGAGUGAGCGAGGUGAAGCCAUCCUACCGCAAUGCCAUCACCGUGCCCUUCAAGGCCUGGGGCAAGUUUGGAGGCGCCUUCUGUCGGUAUGCAGAUGAAAUGAAAGAAAUCCAGGAGCGACAGAGGGAUAAGCUUUACGAGCGACGCGGUGGGGGCAGCGGCGGUGGCGACGAGUCCGAGGGUGAGGAAGUGGAUGAGGAUUGAAGCGGCAGCUUCCCGUACUGGCCUCCCCCACCCCACCACCAUCCCCUUGGCUAGAGAGUUCCCUUUCCUACUCGUCCCCAGUGAGCUAGUGGAGAGGGAUCAGGGGAGGCCGCAGACGAAGAAAACAAAAAAUAAAAUAAUAUAGUUAAGAGAAAUAACCAUAAGAAAACAGUCACAGACAAUUAGAGAAAAGCAGUUAAGUUCCAAGGAACUGCCAGCAACCUGCAAAGAGGACAGCAGCAUCUCCUCACCUGCGCAAGAGUCUCAGCUUCUGUUGUUUAAAACCGAGGUUCGUAAAUUCAUCAGGAAAACAUUGGAGGGGAUAGAUCUUCGGACGUCUGGGACCAAAACCACAUCUGGGUUACCCAGACUCAUCAUUGGCGAUAGUUGAAUUUGUGUUGUAGCUGGGUAAUCUGGUCUUAGGAGCCCUCCAGGCCUCACUACUGCAGCAUCUAUCCCUUCACCUCCAUCGGCAUUUUGGAUCUAGGUCUUAAUGGAAUCUUUGAGAAGAAAGAGGCCUUUGCAGUUACCCGGUUCUGAGGGUACAAGUUUAUGAAAAGGAAUGCAACUUUACACAAUCAUGGACAGGGCAAGAGAAGAAUGCAAGAAGCCAUUGGAGAAUUCAAAGAUUGGAUCCAUUUUAAAAAAUGGUUUUGCAUGGAACCUGGACCAAGGCCCCUGUCUUUUCUUUGCAGAAUUGUUUUCCGGGAUGCAAAUGAAUUCAGAUAUCAAAGCUUGAACUAGAAUCCAUUACUAAAAUAGUUUAAAAGUUGGCAAAAAAAAUUUUUUCCAAAACAAAAGCAAUUUUUACAAUGGGGAUUGCUGAGGUAGGCACAAGAAGUCAGGCAUAAAGCACAAGGUGGACUGUUUGAGUGGAUUGGUUGCUGCUCACUAAAGUUCUUCCCUUGAUCUCUUAAGUAUGGAGGUCAUUACCAAGAAAUGGCUUAGCGUGAGUGAGAGCUGGAUCCCAAUGGCUCCACGGUAAGAGCUAGUGAAUUAUGGCUAAUUCGGCUGUUACAGCCACUGGCUGGCUGCAUUUUAAACCUUAAAACUUGACUAUCUGCAAAAAGGAACUGUGGCCACAACUGAGCUUUAAUGAGAUACACAUCCUCGCAGAGAAGUUGGAAAUAACCAGAACUGAAGUCUCAGUUCACCUUCAGUUUCAUCUCUGGAUUUACUGAAUACUGACGAUCGAUCCUCAGGUCCAGAAUUCCAGCAUCAUUUAUUCUUUUAAAAUAAAUUUUUAAGAACUUGAUCCAUCAUAUUCAGUACCUCACAAUCAAAGUUGGCAAAUGGUGGAUGAAUGAUUCAAGCAUUGCACCCGGUGGAAGCUGAAUCCAUCUGUGAAUGGAACUGAAGUGAACACGAAUGCUGACUCUAUCCUGGAAGCAUUUUUAUACCAUCUUGAAAUUUCAACAAACUGGCAUUUGCCGGUUUAUCCAGCUGUCUUUCAAGAAUAAAAGUUGGGGUUUUCAAGGAUCGCCUCUUCUAUAUUUUAAAUGGAUUUUCAGUAUAAAUGAUUUUUCUAAUCAAGUUAAUCCCACCCCAUCAAAAGGUAUUCCUAGAGAUGUCAUAGACCUAGGCAACUUUGAAUUGAAUGGGAGCUAAUGCUCUUUCCAAAGUUUUCAGGUAUCUGUGUGACACCUUCUCAAGAACCAGGAGGCAAGUAACCCCACCUCCACAAUCUGGGUAUUUUUUUUUUAACUGCAUGCCUGCCCUUUAUUUGAGCUGCCUUUUUAAUUUAUUGCAUAUCCUUUUUAUUAUCUUAUUUUGGUAUUCAAUCUAUACAAUCUUUUUGUAUUUAUUGGGAAAUAAGUAAUAUACAAAAAGGUCAUUUUUGUGUCUGUGGCUGAGAGGGAGGGAAAUAUUUGUGUAUAUAAAAUUAGGCUUUUAAAAAAUAGACUGAUUCAGAAUAUUGUUGAUCUUAGACUUAAAAAUGGAAGAGCCACAAACAUUGGUGCCCUUACAGACUAUUUCUCUACUCUCAUCAUCCACAGUAGAAUUUUUAAACAGAUUUUUUUAAAGCUUUUCUUUUAAAUUUUUCUCCGUUGCAAAGAAUGUUUCCUAAAUUGUAUGGGAGCAAUAGUAUUUUUUGAUGUUCUAAUGACAUCCGUAUACUUGUACUGUAUUUUGUACUACAAGGCAGCUGUUUUCAAUAAUGUCCUGCUGUAUUUACCUAUGUGUUUUGAGUGUUUGUUUCUUUGCUGCGGAGAACAAAUUCCUACUUUUAGUAAAGGAGCUGAGAAGCUGGCAUUAGGUUUGCAGAAACUGUUUAUAGUUUCAAACUCUGAGGCAGCAAUGAAAAUUGAGGUUGCAGCUAUUGUUGACUGCUGUAACGUUUUCAUUUUGGAGUCCUGUAUAUUCCUGUAUAGACCAACUCGCUUUCUUGCUUCAGCGGUGGUUCUGUUGCUCAGCUGCAGUGAGCCAGCUCAAUUUUGCAAAGGUGCAGUACCUCUCCUUUUCAAGGGGUUGGUUUUUGUUUUUGUUUUCCUUUUUUCUUUUUAUUUGGCUGAAUUGCAGUAACUAGCCUUGCCUUUCUAUUCUGUAGAAAUGACAGGGUCUUCACAAUCCUUCACCAGUGGCUACUAAGCUAUAAUUAGCUGAAUAGAAAGAAUGUGGAAGUGGUCUGAGGCAUAUAGAGCAUAUGCCAAGAACACUACCAUAUAUGGCAUCAGCUUUGGUUACCAGAGAAAUUUUCUUAGUCAUUAGACCAUAUAACAGUAAUAUAUCAUAUGUAAAUCUUUAGAUUUCAAUUUGAGAAUCCUCCAAAAAAAGGAGCAAAGAAUGCAUAAGCUAUGUGUUGGCAAAAGUAAUUUAUAUUAAAAUUUUGACCUGCCUUUGUAAGAUUAAGUGGUAAAUGUCAUAGUGGUGGGUUUUUACGUCUUAACCAAUCUCUGAGGUUUAUUUCUCCUGCAGGGGAUGGUUCAUGGCCUCUCUUCCCACUGUAGGAAGAUAGCAGAAGGAUGAGGAUUAAUUGUAGCAUUUCACUGAUCCUCGUCCCAGGGACUAGGGACAAUAGAAAUCUGCAAACAUGGAGAGUCCGUCAUAAAUAUUUGCUUUUUGAAGGUGUUGGUCUUUGUUGCUUUCUGUCAGAAAAUGGCAUUGUACAAAUUAUGGGAAGCAACCAACUUUUCUGUUCUGUUUUUGAAGUGCUACUAUGAACCAUUCAGAGUCGUAUUUUUUUUUUCUUUUAAAUUUGGCAGAUAUCCCAGCUAAUGAAAAUAGUCACAUUCCUGAGAAGUUGGAGCUAGAACUCCAAUUCAAAUUAUUGUUGAGAUGUUUCUCAGGCUACUGUAUAUAGAAAUAUGUUUUUAAGAAAAUCAAAGAGAGGAGAAAAAAAAAAAACCUAUGCAGAGACCCUACUACUUUGUGGUUUCUAUUGUCCCUAUACAUCA
Rattus rattus (black rat) is the source of this 4493-nucleotide messenger RNA. It is a transcript of the gene Purb, whose product is annotated as purine rich element binding protein B. Gene Ontology annotation, molecular function: RNA polymerase II transcription regulatory region sequence-specific DNA binding; DNA-binding transcription factor activity, RNA polymerase II-specific; purine-rich negative regulatory element binding. Gene Ontology annotation, biological process: regulation of transcription by RNA polymerase II. Gene Ontology annotation, cellular component: nucleus. The record is from RefSeq and is a predicted model, not a curated record. Bases 28 to 1098 code for a protein of 356 amino acids. The transcript has a single exon. Lineage: Eukaryota; Metazoa; Chordata; Mammalia; Rodentia; Muridae.